Messenger RNA from Penicillium canescens, 3666 nucleotides. Its product is annotated as telomerase reverse transcriptase. Gene Ontology annotation, cellular component: telomerase catalytic core complex. The record is from RefSeq and is a predicted model, not a curated record. The transcript is spliced from 6 exons. Gene Ontology annotation, molecular function: telomeric repeat DNA binding; telomerase RNA binding. Bases 1 to 3666 code for a protein of 1221 amino acids. NCBI's taxonomy places the organism in Eukaryota, Fungi, Ascomycota, Eurotiomycetes, Eurotiales, Aspergillaceae. Gene Ontology annotation, biological process: telomere maintenance via telomerase.
AUGGGCAAAAAAAGAAAGAGACCCAUCAAGGAUCGGGGUCCGCCUUCGUCUCACCCGAGUAUCACCAGCUCUCCCCGCCGUUUCAGGAACCCGACCCCAUCCACUGGGAAAAUAAGCCAUCCCGUUAUCUCCCUGUACUACCGACAGGUAGUGACCCUGCGAGAGUACCUCCUAGAGCAACUCCCAGUGACCUCCAAGUCGCGCCGGCGCCGCAUCCUGGCAGGUUCGCGAGCCGACGACCCAGCAUCCCAAACAUCCCAAACACUGGCGCAUCUGCUGGACUCCACUCUAGUGGGUGUGCUGAAGGAGUCCUCACCGACUCUCAACUCCGAACGCCAAAAGGAAUAUCUGUCUUUUACCCAGUCCCAGUCACGGUCUAUUCUCGUGAGCACAGAUACUGGUCCGGCCUGUCCGCAAUCCGAGGUGGUUGAUUUCGUUAUUUGGAAACUGUUCAACCAGAAUGGCUCUUAUUCAAAGCCCCAGCAUUUGCUGGCACAUGGGUUCCAACGCCCGGCUAUGGGGUUAAAUGCCCUUGAAACGAGCAUUCCGGGCAUUGUGUCUCAAUUUCCCAAUCAGAAUGUCCGUAUUCUCAAGGACGGUGCAUGGGCAGAGGUCUUGGACCUGCUUGGUAGUAAUGGAGACGAGAUCAUGAUGCAAUUGUUAUUCGAUUGCGGAGUUUUUGCGGCUAUCAAUGCUCGAAAAGGCAUUUACUACCAGCUAAGUGGGUCACCGCUGUCAAUACUUGAGCCGCUGAAUGAUGGCACAAGCCCCAACGAGCUCGCCAAGACAAAGACAAAAGGACCACCUGUCAGUGCCCGGGAUAUCCCCAAGGAGAAUGGCGACCGCAAACGGGAUUCUGACAAGUCUGUUCGGGGUCCGAACAGCAUCAUCUUUCUGCGCCGGCGUAUACUCUACGGACGAGCCGAGUCCAACGUGAGAACACCAUCUGGGUUAGGAAAGACACAUGUCCUUAACCGCUUCUCGUCGCUUGAAUCAGCAGCGGAGACUUUGCAUGUGCUGAAGUAUGUCUUCCCUCGGCAAUUCGGCCUGCUGAACGCGUUUACGGUCGAUCCAGAUGGCCGCAGCAGCACAGAUGACCUCAAGAGUUUCAUGUUCCGAGAGAAUGAAAUAUCUUCUCUGGAGAAACAGAGAUCUCGGCGGGCCCCCCAAAAUGGGUGCGCAGCAUCAGAUGAAGGCAUUGAACAAAUGAAAGUCCCUAAAAGGCUUCGUGGGAGUGCCAUUGAGCUUAUCCGGAAACUGCGGGCUCGCAAUGCGCGGUGCUCCUACUUGGAGCUGCUGCGAUACUAUUGUCCAACUGAUCAAACCGGUCCGCAGAGGCUUGGCGCCUUCGCCUCGGAUAUCAAGUCGGACACCGGCAAAACCGAGCCUAAUUCAUCUAUUCCAUCAAAUUUUGUAACGCAGGUACCACUUGGCCAGCUAUCGUCAAGUACAACUUCGGCGCCGACACCGUCCGAUGCCACGACGUCAACGAACCACACAGCAGGUGACUGCAGUGGAAUUGAGGCUGAAGAAAACCCGGCGAUUCAGAAAGCCAGAAGCAGUCUGACUGAUUAUGCCACUCCGACAUCUUCGGUUUCCGCAUUCUGUCGGUCCGUGCUCCAGAAAUUGAUACCCCGUCAAUUCUUUGGAGUUGGUCCCAAUGGCAUUCACAACCUACGACUGGUGCUUCAAAACGUCGACCGAUUUAUAAAAUUGCGCCGAUUCGAGAGUCUCAGUCUGCACGAAGUGUGCAAAGGCAUAAAGAUCACAAGCAUUGCUUGGCUGGAGCCACCCCAGGUCCAGACUCCAGCAUCUGAGACAAGAUCGAAGAUGUCUUUGUCCGAUUUGCGCAAGCGCAUGGAGUUACUUCAUGAGCUUAUUUUUUGGAUCUUUGACUCAAUUCUAAUCCCUCUGGUUCGCUCUCACUUCUAUGUCACCGAGUCCCAAACACACAAAAACCGCCUCUUCUAUUUUCGCCAUGAUGUAUGGCAGCAAUUGAUCGAGCAACCUCUUGGAGAUUUAAAGGCUACUAUGUUUGAAGAGCUUGAAGCAAACCGGGCCCAGCGUGUGCUGGCACGGCGACCACUUGGCUUUGGUGCUCUCCGUUUGCUUCCCAAAUCCACAGGUCUCCGGCCCAUCUUGAAUCUUCGCAGGCGAGUCAUGAAAGAGUCGUUUUGGGGCGGAAGGCGGCGCACGUUCCUUGCUCCCAGUAUUAAUUCAAGUAUCACUCCGAUUUACAACAUGUUGAAUUAUGAGCGACAGCAAGCGCCCGCCAAACUGGGAUCGUCCAUGGCGUCUGUGGCAGAGAUGCACCAUCGGUUGAAAACAUUCAAAGAGCAAUUGACCGAUCAAUUUCCUUCAGAAUUCAAGGGUCGGAAAUCCAACAUUCCACCCCUGUACUUCGUUAAGCUUGACAUCCAAGCUUGCUUUGAUACUAUCCCCCAAAAGAAGUUACUCAGUCUGAUAGCAGAGCUGGUCUCUGAAGAGGGCUAUCAUAUCUCCAAACAUGUGGAAUUUCAGCCUCCUGCCCAACAAGGGAAGCCUGCGCGAAAAUACAUAGGUCGUGCUGCCCCUAUGAUGAAACCACAACACUUACCGGACUAUAUCAACAAUGAACCCGCAGGCCGAAAGGCCAACACUGUAUUUGUCGACACGAUAGCUCAGAAAGACUACGAUACCGGAGAUCUUCUGGCGCUCCUUGAUGAGCACGUGCGAUACAAUCUCGUCAAGUUGGGCCAGAAUUACUUCCGCCAGCGCAAUGGCAUCCCCCAAGGCUCUGUCCUUUCCAGCAUCCUCUGCAAUUUCUUCUACGCUGAGCUCGAGCGGGAGGUAUUGGGUUUCAUCAAACCCGAGAACGCCCUGCUCAUGCGACUAGUGGACGACUUCCUACUCAUCACCCUCGAUGCAAAUAUAGCAACACAUUUCCUGGAAGUAAUGAUCCGCGGCCAACCCACCUACGGUGUCCGAGUCAACCCAGCCAAAAGCAUGGCAAACUUCAGCGCAGUAGUCGAUGGCAUCCUGCUACCCAGACUUGAAGGAUCACCUCUAUUCCCAUACCUGGGUAAGCUCAUCGACACGCACACACUAGAAAUCCACCGCGAUCAAGACCGCAUCCUUGAAGGCGGCGAAUCAGCCGCUGUCACUCUCUCCAACGCCCUCACCGUCGAAUCCAGUCGCCUCCCAGGUCGCACCUUCCAGCGCAAAAUGCUCUCCUCUUUCCGCUUGCAAUUGCACCCUAUGUACAUUGACGACGGACACAAUUCCCGCGCAGUCGUACUGGCAAACCUGUACUCGAGCUUCGUAACAUGCGCCAUGAAAAUGUACCGCUACAUGAAAUCGCUCCGCGGCCGUGCACAGCCAGGAUCCCUCGCUGUGAGUCAAACUAUCCAAGCCCUCAUAUUGCAGACACAAGGCAUGAUCCAAGCCCGGCGUGCUGGUAAUUCCGGGUCUUCGUUUUCGUGUUUCGUGCAACAAUCGCAUAUUAUCUACCUGGCAGCAGCAGCUUUUCGGUUUGUUUUGAAGCGCAAACAAACGCGCUAUCGGGAGGUAUUGCGUUGGUUGGAUGAUAAGAUCAAACAGGCUCGGCCUACAUCUGACUCUCAGGCAUUGAGAAUGAUGCAGGUUGUGAAAAAGAGCAAUGAGAAGUUUGAGGAAUGGCGGUUUUAA